This is a messenger RNA of Paramuricea clavata, 423 nucleotides long. NCBI's taxonomy places the organism in Eukaryota, Metazoa, Cnidaria, Anthozoa, Malacalcyonacea, Plexauridae. The record is from the annotation of a GenBank genome assembly.
AUCGACAAUUUCCAAUCUGAUUGGGGCAUCAAUAACGCAGGUGUCCCUCAAGGAACCAAAUUGGGCCCUAUUUUGUUCAUAAUUAUGAUCAACGAUCUUGAACUAGCAUCCUCUAGCACUGACCAUUGGAAAUACGUGGAUGACGUAACAAUAUCGGAGUCCUUAAAGAAAAAUGAAGUUUCAGUCCUACAAUCUGAUCUUAACACAAUUGAAAGAUGGGCUGUUAAUAACAACAUGAAAUUGAAGGGAAAGAAAUGCAACGAAAUGAUAGUGAAUUUCGUGCGUAGCGAGAAUGACAUCCCCCGACUCCUCAUUGAUGGUUUACCUCUAGACUUAGUUCCUUCUUUCAAAAUUUUGGGCUUAACCAUAAACAAUAAAUUGAAAUGGCAAGAUAACACUGAAGCGUUAGUUAAAAAGCUCUAG